AUGGUGGAUGGUUCACAUCCACCGACUUUUGAUCCCAACACUUCAGCACAUAAAUGCAAGCUCCAAAAGAUAGGCAAUUUGGUUGCAGAGAUCCCCCGAAGCACCAGAGUUCAUAUUACUGGAUUAAAUUCAGGAACUUCAUACCAGGUCACUGUUUUUUCGCAAACAGCCAAUGGAGUUAAAGGAGACCCUCAAAUGAGAAGAUUCAAGACAAAUUCGAGUCAAGUUAUUAAUUUCCAAAUUGCGGAAGUGAGUGAUACUAGAGUGUAUUUGACUUGGGAGAACAGUGAUAACUCGUCAUCCAGCUAUACAUAUAGAAUACACGUUGCUGGGGAUGGUCCUUCCUUUGACCAGAAUUCUAAUGUUACCAAUGUUAGCAUCACAGGGCUCAAUUCUAGCACAUUAUAUAACUUCACAGUGUAUCCUAAAAGGAACCAUGAUCCUGAAGGUCAGCCAGCCUUUACCCAGGCUUACACAGCACCCCGUCCGGUUUCAGACUUUAGAGUACAGAGUUUCAACACAACCAGCAUUGACUUAGCUUGGAGCAGUGAGGCUUCCUCCUUCAGGAUCCUUGUUAAAGAACUCGUGAAUAAUUCGUUCACCCGUAAUGAGACAUACAAAGAAAAACAGCUUCUAGUUACAGACUUAAUACCUGGAACCCCUUAUUGUAUUGAAAUAUUUCCUCAAGCUCCGGAUGGAAGGGAAGGAAUCUCUCAAAAAUUGGAACAAACUACUGAACCAAGUGCCAUUUCACACAUUGAAGUUGUAAGUGUUAACACAACGACGAUACAUUUAAAAUGGCAGAAUGAAGACAGUGCAUCCCCAGGGUAUCUCUAUCACCUGCUCGUAAAACAAGAUGGAUUGUCAAUCUUAAACCUUACAACCAGCUCCCUCAAUGAGACCAUUAAAGGUCUGAUGCCGGGGACACUCUAUACUGUCACCAUCUAUCCAGAAGUAGGAAAUGGGACGGAAGGGAGUUCCGUGUCGAAAGCUGUGUACACAAGACCUAGCCCAGUGUCGAGCAUCAGUAUUUCAAGCAUCAGUACCACAGAUGUAAUCUUAAACUGGCAAGAACCUGACAUUGCCUCCACCCACUACACCUAUUUCAUCAUUCUUGUUGAGAGACAGUCCACCAACUCAAUAUCAAAAUACAAAAACCAGACAUCGAACUUUAGAAAUGUUACAAUCACAGACCUGAACCCUGGUACUUCUUAUGAAGCUAUCAUUUAUUCUCAAGUUGGAGAGAAUGCUCUUCAGGGAGAACCUGGUCAUAAAUCCUUCUGUACAGAUGCUGCAUCUGUGGCUUUCUUUAAGUGCAAUCCAGUGCCCAAGCAAUCAACCCUCACUUUAAGAUGGCCUUGCCCCCCUGGCAGGAACAGUGGCUUCAAUAUGACUAUCCGUAGUGGGGAAUGGAGCAGGGAAAUAAAUCUCCCACCCUGCUAUUCAACGAAUUUGUCUGAUGACUUAAAUGGAACCUACGUGGCACAUCUAAAUUAUUCUACCUCCUACGACAUCAGCCUCACCACUCUGUCUUGUGGGGGAGAGAGUUUCCCCAAACAGAAUGUUUGCCAUACUAGUAUCACAGACCCACCACCUCCAGAUGGAUUGCCAAAUAUUUCCCCCAUCAACCAUAAUUCAUUAAAAGUAAAAUUUGGCAAGUUUGAGGCAAGCCAUGGACCAAUAACAGCUUAUGCGAUCAUCCUUACAACAGACAGAAGUGGCAACAAGUCUUCUGUUGACUUUUUGAACUAUACCUACAAUGAUUUCAAGAAAGGACUCUCGAAGACCUACGUGACUUACCUCAUGACCAUUACAGGGGACAGAGCUGCCUCUGACCUGUCUGAUGCCUUGAAGUAUGAAGUCAUUGUGGGAAAUGAAUCGACCACAGAUGGCUAUUAUAAUGGGAAAUUGGAACCCCUCAGUUCCUAUCGGGCUUGUAUUGCUGGCUUCACCAAUAUUACCUUUGACAGCCUUCACCCUGGGCUCAUCGACGGUACAGAAAGCUACGUAUCAUUCAGCCUCUAUUCGGAUCCUGUCUCUUUACCUCAGAAUCCAGCUGUUAUCUGCGGCGCUGUCUUUGGGUGUAUCUUUGGUGCCCUGGUGAUCGUGGCCGUUGGAGGCUUUAUUUUCUGGAGAAGGAAAAGGAAAGAUGCAAAGAAUAGUGAUGUGUCAUUUUCUCAAAUUAAAUCCAAAUUAAUUAAAGUGGAGAAUUUUGAAUCCUACUUUAAGAAACAGCAAGCCGACUCCAAUUGUGGUUUUGCAGAAGAGUAUGAAGAUCUAAAGCUCAUUGGUGUUAAUCAACCGAAAUUUGCAGCUGAGAUUCCAGAAAAUAGAGGAAAGAACCGAUAUAAUAAUGUCCUUCCAUAUGACAUUUCCCGUGUGAAGCUUUCAAUCCAAACACAGGUGACGGAUGACUACAUUAAUGCCAAUUAUAUGCCGGGCUACUACUCCAAGAAAGACUUUAUUGCCACUCAAGGACCCUUACCGAACACGUUAAAAGACUUUUGGCGUAUGGUUUGGGAGAAAAAUAUUUAUUCUAUUGUUAUGCUGACAAAGUGUGUUGAACAGGGAAGGACUAAAUGUGAGGAAUACUGGCCUUCCAAACAAACCCAGAACUAUGGGGAUAUAACUGUUGCCAUGACAUCAGAAAUCAUUCUUCCAGAAUGGACGAUAAGGGAUUUCACAGUGAAAAACAGCAAGACCAGCGAGAGCCACCCUCUGCGCCAGUUCCAUUUUACUUCCUGGCCGGAUCACGGUGUGCCAGACACCACAGACCUGCUCAUCAACUUCCGAUACCUGGUCAAUGAUCACAUGAAGCAGAGCCCUCCCGAGUCCCCCGUGCUGGUACACUGCAGUGCUGGAGUGGGCAGGACGGGUACAUUCAUUGCCAUAGACAGACUCAUCCAUCAGAUGGAGAAUGAAAAUGCCGUAGACGUGUACGGGAUUGUAUAUGACCUCCGCCUGCAUCGACCCCUGAUGGUGCAAACAGAGGAUCAGUAUGUCUUCCUCAAUCAGUGCGUUUGGGAUAUUAUCAAAUCUCAGAAAGACUCCAAAGCUGAUCUCAUCUACCAAAACACGACAGCCAUGACCAUCUAUGAGAACCUCGCGCCAAUGACUGCUUUUGGGAAGACAAAUGGAUACAUCGCUUAAUUCCAAAGGAAAACCUUCUUGGCCAGGACUUCCUGGGCCCGGCGCCCCCACAGUAAAGGGAAAUG
Molecule: messenger RNA, 3215 nt
Organism: Gracilinanus agilis (Agile Gracile Mouse Opossum)
Lineage: Eukaryota; Metazoa; Chordata; Mammalia; Didelphimorphia; Didelphidae
Gene: PTPRJ
Product: protein tyrosine phosphatase receptor type J
Exons: 19
Coding region: 1-3150 (1049 amino acids)
Biological process (GO): protein dephosphorylation
Molecular function (GO): protein tyrosine phosphatase activity; protein binding
Source: RefSeq, a predicted model, not a curated record